This is a messenger RNA of Gryllus bimaculatus (two-spotted cricket), 672 nucleotides long. The record is from the annotation of a GenBank genome assembly. NCBI's taxonomy places the organism in Eukaryota, Metazoa, Arthropoda, Insecta, Orthoptera, Gryllidae.
CAUAGUGUAAAAAUUAAAUAGUUGGCAAGGGUGCUCGGUGACAGAAACUGCGCUCCUGGCCGGUUUGUCUCAAUCAUGUGUCUGUGCUCUUACACCGAAGUAGAAUACUUUUCCCGUUAUUUUUAAAGAUCAAAAUAGUUGUUGAUCAUUCUUUCGAGGUAGCAUUGUUUAUUGUAAGUUGUCGCAACUUCUGCUGCAAAUGGAUAAAUGGUGCAUUACACCACACUUAUAAAACUUGCGCAUAUAGUACACUAACCUCACCUCAGCUCUAAAUCGAUAUGCUCGUCUGUUAAUUUUUCUUAUGGAAAGGAGAAGCUGUUCAUUGUUUUAUUGGUCAGUUUGACAAAAAUGGAUGACCAACAAAUUUUAGCACUAAGUGUCAUUAAAAUAGAAAAGGAAGAAUACGAUCCAAAAGCACAUGAAUUUUCAGUGAAAGAAGAAAAAAAUGCAGAGGAAGAAGAAUACGAUCCAGAAGCAUGUGGAUUUUCAGUGAAAGAAGAAAAGGAUGCAGAGGAGGCAGAACUAGAACCUCCAACUGCUGUGUUUAUUUCGCAAGUCGAGAUAAAACAAGAAGAGCCUGAACAGGAAUACAAUGACCCUCUGGCCUUCACAUGCAAAGAGAUUUCUAAUGCUGCAGUGAAGGUGGAGGAAUGCUCAGACGACUCGUUUAAG